AUGGCACAAUACAAAGAUUCAUCCGUAAGCUCCGUGAAGGAGGAGAUCAUUGAACAAUACCAGAUGAAAGCGCUCAUCGGCCAUGGUACCUAUGGACAAGUGAAGCAGGCCUAUCACCGCCUCACAGACACCAAGGUGGCAGUUAAAAUACUCCGGAAGGUUAAGUCCUCCGAACUUCGGAUAAAGAAUGAGGUGGACAUUUUUAAGACGGUAAGGCACAAACACAUCAUCAGGUUGUACCAGGUGAUAGAGAAGGAGGAGUCUGUGUAUCUCAUCAUGGAACUGGCCACUAGAGGACACCUCCUGGCGUGGAUCCGAAAAUCCAGCCGCCUAUGUGAGGAUGAAGCCAGGAGGCUCUUCACACAAACUGUAAGUGCUGUUCACUACCUACACCAGAAUAAAAUUGCACACCGAGAUCUUAAGCCCAACAACAUCCUGUUGGACAACGAGGGCAAUAUCAAAGUCAGUGAUUUUGGUCUGAGCACCCGGGUCACCUGGGGGCAGUUGGUGACACAUGCAUGUGGUGCUGUACUAUUCCGCCCCCCUGAAAUGUUCUUGCUAAAAUGUCACGAUGGCUGCAAGGUGGAUGUCUGGAGCUUAGGUAUCCUUUUAUAUUUUAUUAUAACGGGAAAGUUCCCUUUUGAGGGUAGGGAUGCGAUCCAGGUACGGUCACAAGUCCUGAAGGGCAGGUAUGGGAUUCCAUAUCACCUGUCUGCAAAAGGACAAAAUCUAUUAUGCCAACUGUUAAGUGUGGACCCGAACCAGAGGCCCAACACUGAACAAAUAAUGGAGCACCCAUGGCUCACACCCUUUAAGGAAUGUUUAGUGUGUGCAAAUGAGCCAUGGCCUAACAAGCUGGACCCCAUCAUUCUUAGAGUAAUGUGUGACAUGGGAUACCACCCCUGUGAUAUCCAGCGAUCUAUAAAGGAUAGAACAUUCAAUGAGGCCAUGGGCACGUACCUUUUAGUGAAAGAAAAGCAAAAUCAGACUGACAGCAGUAUCAACUUGAAAAAAGUGCCCCCAACUGUGCCUCCAUGCCCAACUCCUGCAGAACUUUCCAACUUCCGUGUCCCUAUAAAGAGGAGAGCCAGUUUACCUGCCAGGCUUACUUCCACCUUGUCACCGGAAUUUCAAUCACUUUCUGUUGACAAACAGUUGCCUCACAAGAGAGGCCUAAGUGCCACUCUUCCUGCCAUUCCCCUCUGCUUCCUGCAGAGGGACCACAGUGCCAGCAUAGACCCAGGCCAGGAUUCUGUGGUUUCCCUUGGCUGCUCUUUCUUCAUAAGCAGCAGUGAAAGAUUUCCCCCUGAACAGCCACAUGAUGAGACCAUAACCUCUAAGGUGAAGAAGAGAUCACGCUGGAGGAGGGUAGCUAGCAGGAUAGCCACAAUUUUUCACAGAAUAUGCUUCUGUAUGCGGGCCCCAAAGUAA
Dipodomys ordii (Ord's kangaroo rat) is the source of this 1431-nucleotide messenger RNA. RefSeq names its product sperm motility kinase-like. The record is from RefSeq and is a predicted model, not a curated record. Gene Ontology annotation, cellular component: cytoplasm. The transcript has a single exon. Bases 1 to 1431 code for a protein of 476 amino acids. Gene Ontology annotation, biological process: protein phosphorylation; intracellular signal transduction. Lineage: Eukaryota; Metazoa; Chordata; Mammalia; Rodentia; Heteromyidae. Gene Ontology annotation, molecular function: ATP binding; protein serine/threonine kinase activity.